GUUGCUUGUGUCAGUGCGGCUCUCAGCUGUAGUCCAAGUCCGCUCUGAGUGUGUUCCCGUCGGGCCCAGCAAUCCCCUCCCUCCGCUGAGCUCUACCGGUGCUUCCGCUUGCUGCGCCCCGUACCCACCGGGUCAAUGAGCCGCUCUGUUCGCCCAGCGCCGUGCCCGGGCCAAUGGACACCAACGAUCUGUUCAGCAGCUGCAGGAAGGGAGACAUCUUCAGAGUGCGACACCUUGUGGAGCAGAGAGACGUGGAACUGAAUGUCCGAGACAAGUGGGACAGUACUCCAUUAUACUACGCCUGUCUUUGUGGACAUGAAGAACUCGUGCGUUAUCUUUUAGCCAACGGCGCAAAGUGUGAAGUGAACACUUUUGACGGCGAGCGCUGUCUGUACGGAGCCUUGAGUGACGCCAUCCGCCGGCUGCUGAAAGAAUACAAGCAGAUAACGGCCAAGUGCAUGCAGAGGGAUUAUUACGAUGACUUCCUCCAGAGACUCUUGGAACAGGGCUCGUACAGCGAUACGGUAUUCCUCGUGCACGGCGAGUCGUUCUGCGCCCACCGAUGCAUUCUCAGCGCGCGCAGCCCAUACUUCGCCGAAAUGUUCGAGACCAAGUGGAAGGGCAAGAAAGUUAUUGCGUUGAAGCACCCGCUGAUUAACCCAGCUGCCUUCGCCUCUAUUCUGCAGUAUCUAUACACAGGCCGGAUGGACAUUGAUGUGGAGCAUGUCGAAGACUGCAAGAGGUUGGCCAAGCAGUGCCGCCUGCAGGACCUCAUUGAGGAGCUGGAGGAGAAGUGUAAGAAGGUUUAUGAGUUUGUAUCGUCCAAACCGGGGACAUGCGUAAAGGUCCUGACCGUGGAACCGGCCGGAAACUGUCGUCUGCAGGAGGAUUUGGCGAUUCUCGCGGAUUGUGCCUUGCCGUCUGAACUUCGGGUUGGGUUCGGGGAGCUCCCCUUCGACAGUACAGACAAUUUCAGCAGUUAUCCCGAUGUGUGCUUCCAGAUUGAAGACUACAAUUUUCUGUGUCACAAAUCUUUUUUCUGCGGCCGGAGCGAUUACUUCAAAGCCCUGCUGGAGGAUCAUUUCAGCGAGAGCCAAGAGCUGCAGGCGCAGCCCAGCAUCCCGGCCAUCAAGCUUCACAACAUCACAGAGGAGACGUUUCUGCGAGUUUUGUACUAUAUAUACAGCGAUGACACCGAGCUGUCGCCUGAGAACGCGUACGAGGUGCUGUGCGUGGCCGACAUGUACCUGCUGCCUGGGUUAAAGCGCCUGUGCGGGAAGACGCUGGCGCAGAUGUUAGAUGAAGACAGUGUUAUCGGCAUCUGGAAGGUGGCAAAGCUCUUCCAGCUGACGCGGCUGGAGGAUCAGAGCACGGAGUACAUGGCGCGCGUGAUCGAGAAGCUCGUUGAUAACGAAGAGUUUGCUGCUGCGGUGCGGGAGGAUGCGGCGGCCGUAGAAAUGCGUCAGGAGACGGACUCCAUACCUCUGAUCGAUGACAUCCGUUUCCACAUCACAAGCAACGUGCAGACCUACAGCGCUAUAGAGGAGGCUAACCAGAGACUCGAUGCCUUAGAGAGGCUGCUGGCCAAUUUGGGGCUAGAUUGCUAAACCCGAUGUGCUCCGAUACACUGGGGAAUAGGGGGUUUUACAUGGUCGUUGGGUAUUUAACAGCAACACACACGCUAACAACAAAAUGAAUUGUCCCCCUGAGCCUCCAAGCUCUUCGCGGUUGGGUCCUGGAGCCGUAUCUAAUGAAUACGUCUGCUUCUCGCAUCUAACAGUGAGCUUUAGCGAGCGCGUAGACGCUAGAGAUCGGCAUGCCGAGAUGUGACUAUAACUCCUAUCACAACAACCCACCCUACUAUUGUCUUUGGAUGAUAGGACCUGCCAUUCACCACAUGGAAUACCUCGUUUAAAAAGAAAA
Molecule: messenger RNA, 1923 nt
Organism: Spea bombifrons (plains spadefoot toad)
Lineage: Eukaryota; Metazoa; Chordata; Amphibia; Anura; Pelobatidae
Gene: ABTB1
Product: ankyrin repeat and BTB domain containing 1
Exons: 12
Coding region: 174-1607 (477 amino acids)
Cellular component (GO): cytoplasm; ubiquitin ligase complex
Molecular function (GO): protein binding
Source: RefSeq, a predicted model, not a curated record